Messenger RNA from Phyllostomus hastatus (greater spear-nosed bat), 1216 nucleotides. It is a transcript of the gene SEPTIN12, whose product is annotated as septin 12. Gene Ontology annotation, cellular component: cell division site; septin complex; septin ring. Gene Ontology annotation, molecular function: GTP binding; GTPase activity; molecular adaptor activity. Gene Ontology annotation, biological process: cytoskeleton-dependent cytokinesis. The transcript is spliced from 11 exons. The record is from RefSeq and is a predicted model, not a curated record. The coding region runs from base 20 to 1216 and encodes 398 amino acids. Lineage: Eukaryota; Metazoa; Chordata; Mammalia; Chiroptera; Phyllostomidae.
GUUCCCCCGCUCAGGCCCCAUGAACAAGGUCAUGCUGAGACUAAGCAUGGGGUCUGGCCCCCGGGCUUUGCUGGGGAAGAGUCUGAGAGGAGAGUCUGCCUGGGCCAUAGAUGACAGGCGUUGUUGUGCCCUUUGCCCCAUGGACCCCCUGAGGCGAUCCCCCUCUCCCUGCUCAUCAAGGGCCUCCAGCCCCAGGACCCCGCCCUGCGAGAUGUUUGGUUUUGUGGGCAUUGAGGCCGUGCUGGACCAACUGAAGAUCAAGGCCAUGAAGAUGGGUUUUGAGUUCAACAUCAUGGUGGUGGGGCAGAGUGGGCUGGGCAAGUCCACAAUGGUGAACACACUCUUCAAGUCCAAGAUGUGGAAGUCCACCCCACCAGGCCUGGGGCAGGGGCCCAUGCCCCAAACGCUACAGCUGCACUCGGUGACCCAUGUCAUCGAGGAGAAGGGUCUGAAGCUCAAGCUGACUGUGACCGACACACCUGGCUUCGGGGACCAGAUCAACAACGACAAGUGCUGGGACCCCAUCCUGGGCUACAUCAAUGAACAGUAUGAGCAGUACCUGCAGGAAGAGAUCCUCAUCACCCGCCAGCGUUACAUCCCCGACACCCGGGUGCACUGCUGUAUAUACUUCGUGCCGCCCACUGGGCACUGCCUGCGGCCCCUGGACAUCGAGUUCCUGCAGCGGCUAUGCCGGACUGUGAAUGUGGUGCCCGUGAUCGCCCGGGCGGACAGCCUGACCAUUGAGGAGCGAGAGAACUUCAGGCGCAGGAUCCAGCACAACCUGAAGACUCACUGCAUCGAUGUGUACCCACAGAAGUGCUUUGAUGAGGACAUCAGUGACAAGAUCCUCAACAGCAAGAUUCGGGACCGGAUUCCCUUUGCUGUGGUCGGGGCUGACAGAGAGCACUUGGUGAAUGGGAAGUGUGUGUUGGGCCGGAAGACGAAGUGGGGCAUUAUUGAAGUGGAGAACAUGGCACACUGUGAGUUCGCCCUCCUGAGAGACCUGCUCAUCCGCUCCCACCUCCAAGACCUGAAGGACAUCACCCACAAUGUCCACUAUGAAAACUACCGUGUCUGCAGACUCAACAAAAGCCACAUGCUGCCCCGUGGCCCCGGCUGGGUGAACCUGGCCCCGGCACCCCCCAGCACCCCAGCUACCCCUGGGCCCUCGAAGGCUCGCCAGAAGGUCCACAACAAUUUCACAGAGGAGUGGUGA